AUGGUUGCACCGCGGACGACCGGAUGGGGCUCUUCUAUAUAUCUCCCGAACCGUGAACAUUUUACCGUCCUAUCUUUUGGAUGUGCCGACCAAUUUAUGGUCGUCUAUGAAGUUUGGUGGACUUUGAACAUACGGUUGAGGAGUUGGCCGAGAUUGGUUCUCCAUGCAUGUGCCAUGGCCGAGAGAAAUAGGCCGGAUGGAAUUUCUUCAAAUCCACUCGGGCCAAUUGAGAUGUUCUUCGACCAAAGUGAUUUUCUAACUCUUAUUUAUCUUUGCCAUGUGGUGCGCGCCUUGUUCCUUGGGAUUGGGUAUGUUCCUCCUUUAAAACCUUCCUUAAACCUCCAUAGGUAUGAUGGUUGUGGUCGGCUAUAG
Messenger RNA from Microthlaspi erraticum, 372 nucleotides. NCBI's taxonomy places the organism in Eukaryota, Viridiplantae, Streptophyta, Magnoliopsida, Brassicales, Brassicaceae. The record is from the annotation of a GenBank genome assembly.